GAUCGAAACCAAAAAUUAAAUCAAAUUAAAAAUUCCACAAUAUUUACAAGCUCUAACUGAUUUCCAAAUGGAGGAUCCACGCAAAAGCGACCUAAAGAAGCUGACAAAUGCCAUCAGCUUUCUGCAGAAGCGCAAGGACUCGCAUGAGCAGCAGGUCAUCGUCGAGGAGGUGAAACUGGCAGAGCAGAGCCUGGCAGCGAAUGAUGCAUCCCACAAGAAAAUCGAUCAAAUGGGCAAGGUGCAGGACUUGCAGUGGAUGUUGUCGCAGGAUUAUCAUGAGCUGAAGCUACUCAACGAAACACUGCAGACCUUCCUGGACAUGAACCAGGAUAUGAAGGAUACAGAGUUCUGCAAAGCUGCCACCCAAUACAUCGACGAGCACUGCAACAAGUCGGAACUUGAGGCACCACCACAACCACCCAAGUAGCUCCCAGAUCCCCCUACAUCCCCCGUUGAGUCACACACAAAAAAACUUGUUAAUCUCAGCGCCUUGGUCAAAAGUUAUGAUAAUAAAGGAACAACCAAAUGGGGUCUUUGCUGUCCGCAUGGACACAUAAAUCCGUGAAGGACAAAACUUCCUG
Messenger RNA from Drosophila subobscura, 581 nucleotides. RefSeq lists its product as uncharacterized. The transcript has a single exon. Gene Ontology annotation, biological process: tubulin complex assembly; post-chaperonin tubulin folding pathway. Gene Ontology annotation, molecular function: beta-tubulin binding. The record is from RefSeq and is a predicted model, not a curated record. NCBI's taxonomy places the organism in Eukaryota, Metazoa, Arthropoda, Insecta, Diptera, Drosophilidae. Bases 68 to 427 code for a protein of 119 amino acids.